AUGCCGCCAAGGGUCAAAGCAUUUGCUUGGCUGGUGUCAUUUGAAAAGAUCCUCAUACACGUCGGUGGCCUUGGCAAAUAUCUAACAUUCCAAUUUCUGGGUUCUGAAGCUGAAAAUUCUUUCUCACAAUACUGGAAAGAGCAUUUUGGUCUUCCACAUCCUCCACAUUGGUUAGCGGCAAAGGCUUCUCCACUAAGCCUCCAUCAGGUGGCAUCAUUUAUGAAACUUAUGGAGGAAAAUGAAUUAGCUUCUCACCUAUGCUCGUUCUGUGAGCAGGCUAAUGUUGCUUGUUCUACAAAUGCACUAAUGAAAAAGACAAUGGAUGACACAAACCUGCCACCAAUAGCCAAGUGGAAUGCUUUCAAAGUAAAGUAUGAUGACCUCCCAGAUAUAUCUCUGUCGGUUGCCAAACAAGGGGGAUUGCCAUAUUUUAGGGAGUCAAUGGUGAAAGAGGGAGGUUCCAUACCUGUCCCUGAUCUUAGGGAUCAAACAUCAUAUAAAUCAUUUUUGCCACGAACUCUAGCAUCAAAAAUCCCAUUUUGCUUUGCCCGGAUCAAGGAAUUGAAGAAGCUUUUUGCUGUGGUGGAUGAAUCAGAGAUGGAUGAGUACAUUCAAGUCACCCUCAAGAUAUGUGAGAAGAGUCCCACUCGAGGCGAGCAGAGAACUUGUGUGACUUCCGCUGAGGAUCUCAUCGAUUUUGUUGUCGAGAAAUUAGGGCACCAUGUACGCAUAUGGAGUACUGAGAGCAUCGAAGGAUCUUAUGAGAAUGCCACAAUUGGAUCUUUGAAACUCGUACAUGGAAACUUCUCUGAACCACCAGCCAUAUGCCAUAGUCAACCAUUCCCAUUUCAAGUCUAUUAUUGCCAUGUUUUAUCAAAAGUAAAAGUAUAUGCAGUUGAUAUACAUGCUCGGAAGAAAGUGAAUCAUGCGAUCAUGGCAUGCCACUAUGACACAUCAACUUGGAAUCCAAACCACACUGCUUUUAAGCUGUUGGGUUUUGGCCCAGGCCUAAUUGAAAUCUGUCAUUGGAUAAUUGAGAAUGGAGUGGUGUGGACCAAAGACUCUAGGUUGAGCAACAUUUGA
Molecule: messenger RNA, 1083 nt
Organism: Telopea speciosissima
Lineage: Eukaryota; Viridiplantae; Streptophyta; Magnoliopsida; Proteales; Proteaceae
Product: polygalacturonase non-catalytic subunit AroGP2-like
Exons: 3
Coding region: 1-1083 (360 amino acids)
Source: RefSeq, a predicted model, not a curated record